AUGACUUUCCAGUGGACCAACAUGUCUGCGUUUCUUUACAGCAAAAUUGCCUUAUUGCUGUUGCUCUGCAUGCUGCUCAUUUUGCCAGUGAGAUGGAAUAAGUUGUUGAUCCCUAUAUGGAAUAAAAUUGCAAACUAUUGGAACAAGGCAUUCCUUACUAUUAUAGUUACAUUAAUUGUUUUAUUUCUUGAUGCAGUAAGAGAAAUGAAGGAGUACUCAAAUGUUCAUUUAAGUGAAGAAACUACACAUUCGACCCCCAAUGCAUUUGAUCACAUUCAUAUGAAAGUUUUUAGAUCACAACGAAAUCCUUAUAUAUCAGGAUGUUCCCUUUUUCUUUGGCUUGUACUGAGACGUACUGUUUCCCUUAUCACUUUAUUGGCAAAAGAGAUGGAAGCUGAGGUUGUUCUGAAAUUGGAAAUAGCAAACAGCAAUGAAGUUGCCUGAAAGUGCUUGGAAGUGAACGAAAGACUGCACCAAUCACUGAAGAAAAUUAAAAAUUCUACUGGUGAACGUUUGUCUGUGGUAAAAAAUGAAAAGCUACUCCAAAAAGUGGAACAGUUAAAGGCAGAAUUAAAGAAAAGUUCAGAAGCUCUCCACAAAACAACAAAUGAAAUGACUGCUGUUAAAAAGCAGUCUGAAGAGCUUAAGAAAGAAUAUGAUUUCCUUGUAAAACAACAUGAAAAACUACAGCACCAAAGAAAUGAAGAUCUUUAAAGCAAAGGACAUCUCCAUCAACCUGAAUUGUUUGUUUUGUUUUUAUUUUACAGGUAUGUAUGGAAAAGCUUUGUUUUCUUUUUAAGGGAGAUUUACUGCAUUUAUUGCUGAAACCUCACAAUUUAACAAUUGCCAGAUAUUUUA
Messenger RNA from Python bivittatus (Burmese python), 858 nucleotides. Lineage: Eukaryota; Metazoa; Chordata; Lepidosauria; Squamata; Pythonidae. The record is from RefSeq and is a predicted model, not a curated record.